AAAUGCCAUGACGACCGUAAAAAAAUUGACAGUCCUUUUUUUAUAGCCGUCAUUAUCGCACCUGCCUUGGUAACUAUGGAGUUUAGGAAAUUAAUCGUCAUUUCCGUUGCCAUGGUGAUUUGCUGGGGGGUGGGGGGCGCGGAGUUGAAGGUUCUGGACCUCACUUCCUCCCCGGAUUUGACGAAAUUGUCGCCCAGCCAACAACGCCAAUUGAGCCCGAGAUCGGUUAAUUUGUCGUUUUUCGUCCCUGCUUUUUCCUUGUUUGCACUGGCCUCGCAGUUCAUGCCACAGAUGUUCCCUUCCUUAACGACGACGACCUCAUCGAAAAAGCGCUCCGCGCGAGAAAAGCGCUCCACUCUCAACGAAUUCUCCAUGGAAAACUUUAUAAAAAGUGGAAUUGUUUAUUGAAUAAAUUAUUUUUGUCUUUA
This is a messenger RNA of Folsomia candida, 428 nucleotides long. RefSeq lists its product as uncharacterized. The coding region runs from base 76 to 408 and encodes 110 amino acids. The transcript has 3 exons. NCBI's taxonomy places the organism in Eukaryota, Metazoa, Arthropoda, Collembola, Entomobryomorpha, Isotomidae. The record is from RefSeq and is a predicted model, not a curated record.